AUGUCCCUCGCCAUCCCCGGAGCUUACCCGUUUGAGCCAGCAUCAGCUGCUUCAGCAGCGGCACCGUCAUCUGACGACGCCGACCGCCAGUUCCAGCACGAGUUCGCCUUCAAGCAGUGCCUCACCCGCAAAACCCGCGCCCAGCACGACUUGUUUACCCACGUCGACGCCGUCGUGUACCUACUUGUCGGGUUUCAGUUUAUCCGCUACUGCCACAUGGCGUGCCUUGUACCUGCUGCCGCCCACUUACUCGUACAGAGAAUCCUUGGCCGCGAUCUUCUAGACAGCGGCGUGCUUAACCGCUUAGAUCACAGCAUCCGGCGCCAGUUUGAGGCGACGAUAUCGGUCAAUUUCUACGUGUGGAUAUGGUGGAAAACCCUAUUGGCGGUUGUGUAUCACGUGGGGUUUGUCUGGUGGUAUUCGGUGCCAAUGGUCAACGCCGGCCUCUGGGACAAAUUGGGUAAUGGAGAUUGGUGGUUUGUCCUGUUUAUCGGCGAGGAAAUCGCUCCCAUCGACAUUGACAGUGACAUGCUUACUAAGCUUACCAAAGUUGGAUUAUGGCAUUUGAUAGUUGUCGAUGUCGUCAUUGGCUUUUGUCAGCUUGUGCUCCACCAGGCGGUGUUUCGCCAGUCGACGAUCAACGAGCGGAGAUUGGACUCCGAAGAAGUAUACUUAGUACGGUCGGUGGGGGACUCGCUGGGUCGCCCUGACGUUUCCGUUGACCCAGAAUGGGAGACCCCCUUGGUGCUUACGGUGAAGAUGUACGAAGAGUAUGACAUGGCUAAGUCUAAGAACCACACCGCCCACAACCAAACCAGAAAGGCCCACAGAAACGGGAUCAAGAAGCCCAGAACCCACAAGUACCCUUCGCUCAAGGGUGUUGACGCCAAGUUCAGAAGAAACCACAGAUACGCUUUGCACGGUACUGCCAAGGCCUUGGCCGCUGCCAGAGCCGAAAAGAAGUAA
Molecule: messenger RNA, 966 nt
Organism: Diutina rugosa
Lineage: Eukaryota; Fungi; Ascomycota; Pichiomycetes; Serinales; Debaryomycetaceae
Product: 60S ribosomal eL29 domain-containing protein
Exons: 2
Coding region: 1-966 (321 amino acids)
Biological process (GO): cytoplasmic translation
Cellular component (GO): ribosome; cytosolic large ribosomal subunit
Molecular function (GO): structural constituent of ribosome
Source: RefSeq, a predicted model, not a curated record